GUGAAGCUGUCAUGUUUCUAAACAUGGGUGAUUCAAUGGAAUCAUUCGUCAUGGAUCUGAAGUACGAUGGGUUAUACCGCUCCUGGUCAUUUCUCACAACCAAACUAGUGGUCGACAAGGCUACGAUCCCAUUAGCAGGGUUCGCAAUCAGCCAUUUUAUGGCUUUGGAGGAACGUGUUGAAAAGAUUGCGAAGGACUUCAAAUAUCGAAGUAGUCAAUUCACACCACCUGCACAGAUGUCUUUUGUGCGCAAGCUUCCGGAUUCUCCACAA
Acaulospora morrowiae is the source of this 272-nucleotide messenger RNA. The record is from the annotation of a GenBank genome assembly. NCBI's taxonomy places the organism in Eukaryota, Fungi, Glomeromycota, Glomeromycetes, Diversisporales, Acaulosporaceae.